AUGAUGGUAUAUGUAGGAUCGGUGAUAGUUUUGGAUAUAGCAGACGAUACACGCCCAAUUAGAUUUAAAUUUCUUUCUUUCUUUCUUUCUUUCUUUCUUUCUUUCUUUCUUUCUUUUCCCACUAUCCUCUUUUUAUAUCAUUUUCCCCUUCUUUUUUUCUUGUUCUGGUUAUCCUUCUUUUUUGUACCAUCUUCUCUCUUUCUUUUACUUUCUCGUCCAACCUUCUUUUUAUACUUCUUUCUUUCUUUUUUCUCACUUGAUCUACUUUUUUUUACUUUUUCCUCUUCUUUUUUUUUCUCUCUUUGCUCGAUCCUUCUUUUUAUCCUAUCUUCAUUCAUUCAUUCAUUCUUCCUUCCUUUUUACAACGCCUAUCUUCCCUUACUUCAUCUCCUUCUUUUAAAUUCUCUCUCUAUCAUUCUCACCUUAUCAAUAUCUAUCUAUCUAUCUAUCUAUCUAUCUAUCUAUCUAUCUAUCUAUCUAUCUAUCUAUCCCAGUCUGUUCAUUAUCUAUCUAUCUAUCUAUCUAUCUAUCUAUCUAUCUAUCUAUCUAAUUCUCCUUCUAUUCUUACUACAUGCCAGCAUCUUAAUAUCUAUUUCAGUCUAUACUUAUCUAUCUAUCUAUCUAUCUAUCUAUCUAUCUAUCUAUCUAUCUAUCUAUCUAUCUAUUCUUACAACAUGCCAGCAUCUUAAUAUCUAUCUAUUUCAGUCUAUACUUAUCUCUCUCUCUCUCUCUCUAUCUAUCUAUCUAUACAUUAUCUAUCUAUCUAUCUAUCUAUCUAUCUAUCUAUCUAUCUAUCUAUCUAUUCCACCAAAUAUGUCAGGAGGUCGUUUAUUGAUGAUUGCACUGGAUGGCAGCGACGAUGCUGAUCAUGCACUGAACUAUUCAUACCGCCUCGCUCUCUCUCUCUCUCUUUCUCUCUCUCUCUCUCUCUCGCUCUCUCUCUCUCUCUCUCUCUCUGUGUCUUCAACAGACAAACAAUCCGGCACAAUUACUUUUGAAAUUCAUCGCUACUAUUAUUUGUUGUUUAGUUUAACACCUUGUGAUGCAUCUAAAGUUGUUAAUAGGGAUUUUCGCCCUCACCAUUGUCUUAAACGAAAUUUAUUUAGUAAAUAUCUAUCUAUCUAUCUAUCUAUCUAUCUAUCUAUCUAUCUAUCUAUCUAUCUAUCUAUCUCAAUCCAAUCAUAUCUAUCUAUCUAUCUAUCUAUCUAUCUAUCUAUCUAUCUAUCUCAAUCCAAUCAUAUCUAUCUAUCUAUCUAUCUAUCUAUCUAUCUCAAUCCAAUCAUAUCUAUCUAUCUAUCUAUCUAUCUAUAUAUCUCAAUCCAAUCAUAUCUAUCUAUCUAUCUAUCUAUCUAUCUAUCUCUACAAUGUCUCAAUAUAUCAUCUAUCAAUGUAUCUAUCACUCUGUUCACUAUCUAUCUAUCUAUCUAUCUAUCUAUCUAUCUAUCUAAAGACUGUUCAUUAUCUAUCUAUUUAUCUAUCGUAGUCUGUUCAUUGUCUAUCUAUCUAUCUAUCUAUCUAUCUAUCUAUCUAUCUAUUAGUCAGCAUUAA
This is a messenger RNA of Acanthosepion pharaonis, 1548 nucleotides long. Lineage: Eukaryota; Metazoa; Mollusca; Cephalopoda; Sepiida; Sepiidae. The record is from the annotation of a GenBank genome assembly.